GCCCCUUCCUACAAAGCAUCGUCUUCGAAGCAGGAUCCCGUUUGCGGUGGUCUUCCUGCCAGCAGUGGGAACACAUCGCCCUCUAUGCAGGGAGAGGCCAUGCUACUGCGUGCCACGGAUGCCAAUUUAACCGUCAAGGUGCGCACGCUCCGGUCCGCUAUAGGUUGUCAACUCCCCACCCAGUCAAUCGCAACCGCUGCCAACUCUGGUGGCUACGCAGCAGCCCCGCAGUGCAAGGGUGGUGUUUUCCACAUGCAAGUCGGUCUCACACAGCAACAGCGAGCGACGCUGAAAGAUGCUCUCCAGUCUCGAUGCACCGAGAACAUUAUCAAGCGAUGUUGGGUGUGGUAUGACGCUCUCAUGUUCAGUCGACGAUUACAGCAACUGGCUGCCAGCAACGACCGAAAAGAUAUCCUGGCUAUGGAUGGCAACGCCAAGUUCUGCCGCUUCCCCAAACUGGCCACUUCCUUCUUCGCGGCUGUGCCUGCCGACCUCACGGAGCAUCGAGCAGAGCAGAUCGGAGCGCACCGCUUGAAGCGUGCUUUGCACCACGAAGAUGACGUGUGUCAUCUGGAGGUGCGCAUGCAAGGAACGUACGGAUGGCAGCCCGCUUGCACCGUCGCAGAGGAACAAUUGCAGAACUAUUUCGCGCGCAGAGCGCAUGAUCGCAUAUCCCUUCGCCGGGACAAUGGGGCUCGCCAACGAGCAAUGAGGUGGCAGCCGCGUAGGCAGCGCUCUUUCCUGUCUUCGUGGAGCUCCGCGGGUCCCCGCAGUUCUUCUGCGUGUAAGACCCACAAAGAGACUGAGGAUCAUGUGGCGGCGGCGGCCCGCACGGCCGGCUUCCUCAUGGCGAUCAGCGAGAGUGGCCUUGUGGUGCACAUCGAUGAAAUCAUCGGUGCCGAGUCCCUCUCCCAGCGGUACCGCUUCUUGAGCGUUGUCGCCGAUCGGAUGCCAGACUUGCGGUGCAUCGUGCACGAUGAUGCAUGUCACCUUGCACAGAUGGCGGCAUUACAAAAAGGGACUUCGGCCCUCAGCCAACGCCUGGCAAAUCUGCGUUUUGUCGUCGAUGAGUUCCACUCGACUGCUCAUGUGGGCCAGUGGUGCAAGGAGAACUGCCUUCCUGGACUCCCGCAGAAUCAGGCAGUGCUCGAUAACUUUCCCACGUCCAUGGCUGAGUCAGUGAACCACAAUUUUUCGCCAUUCGGGCACACCAUACACCAUAUGGGGCCAUAUUUGGCUAAAUUCUUCGCAGCAGAAAUGGCCGACAUUCACAACAUCAAGUUGCUGCAGAUUGCCCGCGAUAAGGCUCAGGUUGCAGAGAGGAUCCUUGACUCAAUCUAUCCUUCUCUUGCAAGCGCACUCUGA
Molecule: messenger RNA, 1365 nt
Organism: Symbiodinium sp. CCMP2456
Lineage: Eukaryota; Dinophyceae; Suessiales; Symbiodiniaceae
Source: the annotation of a GenBank genome assembly